Messenger RNA from Oppiella nova, 1998 nucleotides. Lineage: Eukaryota; Metazoa; Arthropoda; Arachnida; Sarcoptiformes; Oppiidae. The record is from the annotation of a GenBank genome assembly.
AAUACUGUAUGGCUUUAUAUCUUAUUGUUUUGCUUAUACUCUAUAAGACUAAACUUUAAACUUUAAACUCUAUUCUCUAGUAUUAAUACUAAGUAUAAGGAGAAACAAAUCUAGAAUAAUCUCAAUUGAUUUUAAACUCUUGAACUCUAUGUGAAACAACAAUUGUUUCGAUAAUAUUCUGUACAAAUGUAUAUCUCGGGUCCUAUUUUUCGUUUGUCUUCUGUUUCAAACAAUUUUACUCUUUUAUGACAAAUGGUGUGGUAAUUAAGAUUACUAUCAGAUUAUUACUAAUUAUUCGAUAAUCGACUAUAUUUAGUGAAACACUUAACAAAACUUGUGAUGUAUUUCUUGUUUUUGUCUCAAAUCAUGAAAUGCAAACAAAUUCAGAAAUGAUGUAAAAUGAAGUGAUAUAAGAAUAAGUCUAUAACUCGUUGUAAGCUUAAAGCUGACAGGAAUUGAAUAUAAGAUAGUAUUGAAUACUGUAUUGUAUUGUAUGUGAAGAGCGUUUCAAACGCCAAACAAAACCUGUGAAAAGUAAAGCAAAGCAGAGCUAAGCACUGACUGCGCAAAUGUCGGCCAAUUCUGGCCAUUAAUGCCAAUGAAUGUCUGUUAUCUCACAUGAAAUGUAUUUUACAUGAAUUUUAAGUAACAUUUCUAAUGAAAUUCUCAAUAAAUAAAUUCUCUAAAUUGCAAUAAUUUGUACCAUUUAUUCAAAUAUCAUUGAUUGGGUCGAAGAGAUGAACACCAGAAAUAACUACACCCUCGACAACAAGGAUACCCUCAAUGACUUCUCGUAUAUGACUAUAGGAGGCUGUAAUUCUCCCGCAUUCAGUGCCACCCCAUCGUCGCCCCACUACGAGAUAUUUGCCAAUUUUGCCCCGAGCAGUUUCAUUGCCAUGAAAUACAGGAAUUUGGGUAAAAAUGGUCUCCGAGUUCCUAAUGUGGGGUUCAGUGCGUGGAAUGCAUUCGGAAACAGAAUUAAUGAACAGAUGGCCGAAGAGUUGUUGACUUUGGCGUAUGAAAACGGAGUCAACUAUUUUGAUACCGGAGACGGAUAUGCGAACGGAAAGUGUGAAACAGUUUUGGGAAAUAUUCUGAAGAAGAAAAACUGGAAACGCAGCUCAUAUAUAGUGUCCACCAAACUGUUCUGGUACAAUGGCCCCACCGCUCACAACAGUGGAGGUCUGUCUCGCAAAUUCAUUAUCGAAGCGGUCGAGGCGUCCCUUAAGCGAUUGCAACUCAAGUAUAUCGAUAUAUUGAUUAUCAACAAAUUGGACGGUUUGUGUCCUAUGGAAGAGCUGGUCCGAACAAUGGCUCACCUCAUAAACAAUGGCAUUAUCUUCUAUUGGGGCACGUCUCGGUUCGCUCCGAUGCACAUCUCAGAAGCCUUCUCCAUAGCGCGACAAUUCAAUUGUCCGGCGCCGGUAUGCGAGCAAAUGGAGUACCAUAUGUUCAGUCGGGACAAAAUGGAACUGUUUAUGCCUGAGCUGUUCCACAAAAUCGGCACCGGAUGUAUAGUGUGGUCACCGAUGUCUCUAAACUAUGACGAAGGCAUACAACUGAUCACUCGCCGCACCAUUCCUUAUGAGGAAAAGUUGGCACAAAAUGCAAAACAUUUGGAGCUAUCGAUGAUCGCAGAUAAACUGGGCUGUGAUCAGACACAACUGACCAUAGCGUGGUCAUUGAGGAAUGAAAACGUCAAUUGUGUGCUCAUCGCCCCCACAACUGUCGACCAACUCUACCAACAACUUCACGCACUCACAAUUGUACCCAAACUCACAGCUAAUCUAAUUGAAGAAAUUGAGAAAAUUCUGGAAAAUAAGCCGUCGUUCAGGAGAUUACAACACAACACAUCAGUUCCGGGCAUUCAGUGCGAAGAAGUGCCUCAAACUGAUGAUACAAAUAAUGAGUCAAACAUAUAAGUGACCGAAUGGUUGACAACCUAUUAAUUGUUAUAUAAAUAGAUUUAAUGUUAAUUCACAGCAAAUAAUGUCUACU